AUGAAUAGUGACACCCUAACACAAGAGCAGAGCGAUGCUCUGAUCCGUUUUCAGGAAUUUUCCGGAAUGGAGUCCUAUGAAACUAGUCUUCAGUAUCUCAAAAUGACUGAUUGGGACGUGGAACGCGCCGUCAAUACUGUCUUAAUGUUGAAUGCAGAUCUUCCAACAAACAAUACUCCACCAGUGAUAAUCGAGCGGCGAAUACCUCCCGCAACAUCAGUAACAUCUCGAUACAUGCCAAACUAUGCGUUACAACUAUUUCGUACACCGCUAUCAUUUUUAUACACUUUUUAUCUGAAACUCCAACCGUUUUUACCUUGGAGAAUCGUUCGUGCUGCUUUCUCAUUCAUUCGUUCAUUAUUCUGGACUGAGCCACCACGAGAUCCUUUGACUGAACUGGAAGAUUACUGUAGGUAUUUCAAUAAUAAGUACAGUACUGAUCAUCCAAUAUUUUAUCAAGGAAAAUUAUCUCAAGCACUUCGAGAUGCUCAACGCGAAGUUCGUCUACUUUUCAUUUACAUACACGAUAGCAAUUCAGCCAUGUGCGAUCGAUUUUGUCGUGAAAUUUUGUGUGGCGAAGCCUUUCAAUCGAUACUCGGUAAUAAUCUCCUAUGGAGCACAAGUCGAAAUACGCAAGAAGGUGUUGCAGCCGGUCGUUUGCUGAUGGCAAAUACUUUUCCUUGUUUUUGUAUUAUUGCACAUUACGGCUCACAACAAACUGUUCAAUUUAAACUAGAUCACUAUACCGAUUCCGAUCGAUGCUUAGCAGAGAUCAUAGGUGCUGUUCAAAAUGCUGAUCAAACACUUGAGUACAACCGACAACGAAGGAUACAAAGUACUUCCAGAGAUCGUCUUCUAGAAGAACAAAAUCAAGCUUAUUUGGACUCUGUUCGAAUCGAUAAAGAAAAAGCUGAGCAGCGUGAACGAGCAGAAAAUGAACGAAGACGCUUAGAAGAAGAGCAACAAAGGAAACUACAAAAAUUUGCUGAAUUUCGCGAUCGACUAAAACAAGCGCUUCAACCAGAACCAUCACCCACCGAAACUGAUAUUGUCCAAGUGUCUAUACGUUUGCCAGCUGAUGAGCCGAUUCGUCGACGUUUUCGUCGAAGUGAGCCAGUAAAAAGCUUAUUUGAAUUCGCAUGGACCAACUCCAAUGUGCCCAAUCAAUUCGAAUUACUAUGGGGUUACCCUCGUCAGCGUUACCAAUAUGAACAGAUGAAUAAUGAAAGCAUAGGCGAUCUAAUGACAGGAACUACGGAAACGUGUUUCCUCGAAGAGAUCGACGAAGAUAAAUAA
Messenger RNA from Adineta ricciae, 1296 nucleotides. The record is from the annotation of a GenBank genome assembly. Lineage: Eukaryota; Metazoa; Rotifera; Eurotatoria; Adinetida; Adinetidae.